AUGGUCGCCCUCUCCCAUGUUGCGGCCCUGCUCAUGGCGGCCCUGCCCUUGUUGGCAGCGCCCAAUAGGAGCGUUGAGGUACCGGUAUCGAACAUGGGCUAUAUCAUUACCCUCAAAGACGAUAUAACCUCGGCCGGCAUCGACAAUCACCACGCCUGGGUGGACCGGCUGCAUCGACAAAGUAUCGGAAAACGGAACCUCGACCUCCCCGGCGUCGAACGCAAGUUUAACAUUGGCAACUUCAAGGCCUACGCCGGAAAGUUUGAUGAGGCAACAGUCAAGGAGAUUUUGCAGCAAAAUGAUGUCGAAUCUAUCGAGGUCAAUAAAGAAUGGGAGCUCUAUAGCAGCGUUACGCAGUACGGCCCGCCCUGGGGCCUAGGUGCCCUCUCGAGCCGGCUCCCGGGCAAUAAUAGCUACGUCUACGACGAUAGCGCCGGCCAGGGUGCCACCGUUUACGUACUGGACACGGGCAUCAACGCCGGCCACGUCGAGUUUGAGGGUCGCGUCGUCAAGGGCCACAACGUUGUCGGCGGCGCCUUUGUCGACACCUACGGCCACGGAACGCAUGUGGCGGGCAUUGUCGGCAGCAGGACGUACGGCGUUGCCAAGAAAUGCACCUUGGUCGAUGUUAAGGUCUUUGUCUAUAACGUUAGCAACUCCAUCAAGGUACUCAAAGGCUAUCAAUGGGCCAUCGACGACAUCAAGGCCAAGGGCAACGCAGCGCGGAGCGUUAUUAACAUAUCCAUCGGUGGCAAAGGCUCCAACGCUUUCGACAAGGCCAUCAAGAACGCGUACGAGCAAAACAUCCUUACUGUCGUUGCCGCGGGGAAUAAGCGCCAAAACGCCGGCCUCUACUCUCCCUCCCGGGCACCCUACGCCUUGACGGUUGGUGCCAUCAACUCGGAGUGGAAACCGUGGGUGAGGAAGAACGGCACAGGCUCCAACUAUGGGCCGAGCAUCGACAUUUACGCUCCCGGCGAUAACAUUCUAUCUCUCGGCAUUAAGUCGAAGACGUCCCUCGUCUACAAAUCCGGCACCUCCAUGGCCUCGCCUCACGUCGCCGGCCUUGCUGCCUUUCUCCAAGUUUUUGAGAAUACCAGAACGCCAGGCGAGACGAUGGCUCGGAUCAAGGCGCUUGCUACAAGAGGCCGCCUCAGCGGCAUCCGGAGGGAUACCGUUAACAUGCUGGCCAACAAUGGCCUUGGCAACCAACAGAAUCGGUUGAGCCAUCAGGGUUCGAACGCCACGGCGCGUGCAAGGCCGGACUUGAGGCCGGGAUCGAAGCUGGGAUCGAAGCUGGGAUCGAAGCUGGGAUCGAAGCAGAAACCGAACCCGUACUUGAGCCCGUACCCGAAGGAGGAACCGAGCCCGGAACUGAACCCGUACCCGGAAUUGAACCCGUACCUGUACCCGGACCCGAAGCUGGGACCGAAGCCGGAACUGAACCCGUACCCGGAAUUGAACCCGAAUCCAAAGCAAGAACUGAACCCGUACCUGUACCCGGACCCGAAGCUGGGACCGAAGCCGGAACUGAGCCCGUACCCGGAACCAAACCCGUACCCGGAACCAAACCCGUACCCGUACCCGGAACUGAAGCAGGAACCGAACCCGUACUCAAACGAGGACCCGAAACAGGAACCGAACCCGUACCUGAACCAGUACCCAAAGCAGGAGCCGAAUCCGUACCCGGACCCGAAGCAGGAACCAAACCCGGAACUGAACCCGUACUCAACCCCGGAACCGAACCCGGAACUGAACCCGGAACUGAACCCGUACCCGAACCCGUACUCAACCCCGGAACCGAAGCAGGAACCGAACCCGUACCCGGACCCGGAACUGAACCCGGACCCGAAGCAGGAACCGAACCCGUACAAAAACCCGCACACAAACCCGCACCCAAACUCGCACACAAACCCGCACCCAAACCCGCACACAAACCCGCACCCAAACCCGCACCCAAAGCAGAACGGCCAGACGACACAGCGCCAAGACCUGACCAUGACCAGUCCUUAUUGGCCGGGUGCUCACCCGAAGCAAGGCACCGCCGACAAUCAGGACGCAAGCCAAGGACAAGACGCGGCUCCUCCCGGGCAAGGUACCACUGGGUAUGGCAUCGGGCGCAUCGAGCAAAGUCCCGACCAAGACGCGAGCGACGACGAUGCAUGCAGCAGCCAGAGGUAA
Drechmeria coniospora is the source of this 2181-nucleotide messenger RNA. Its product is annotated as Peptidase S8. NCBI's taxonomy places the organism in Eukaryota, Fungi, Ascomycota, Sordariomycetes, Hypocreales, Ophiocordycipitaceae. Bases 1 to 2181 code for a protein of 726 amino acids. Gene Ontology annotation, biological process: proteolysis. Gene Ontology annotation, molecular function: serine-type endopeptidase activity. The record is from RefSeq and is a predicted model, not a curated record. The transcript has 2 exons.